Sparassis crispa is the source of this 174-nucleotide messenger RNA. RefSeq names its product Plasma membrane proteolipid 3. The transcript has 5 exons. NCBI's taxonomy places the organism in Eukaryota, Fungi, Basidiomycota, Agaricomycetes, Polyporales, Sparassidaceae. The coding region runs from base 1 to 174 and encodes 57 amino acids. Gene Ontology annotation, cellular component: membrane. The record is from RefSeq and is a predicted model, not a curated record.
AUGGCCCUCGACGCUUCCGACUUCUGCAAGAUUAUCCUUGCCAUCAUCAUUCCCCCGCUCGGUGUUUACCUCGAGCGCGGCUGGGGCUCCGACCUCGCCAUCAACUGCGUGCUGACUCUGCUGGGAUACCUGCCGGGUAUCAUCCACGCGCUGUACAUCAUCCUGAAGGAUUGA